Messenger RNA from Trachemys scripta elegans, 6846 nucleotides. It is a transcript of the gene SLC12A2, whose product is annotated as solute carrier family 12 member 2. Gene Ontology annotation, molecular function: sodium:potassium:chloride symporter activity; ammonium channel activity. The coding region runs from base 591 to 4058 and encodes 1155 amino acids. The record is from RefSeq and is a predicted model, not a curated record. Gene Ontology annotation, biological process: sodium ion homeostasis; cell volume homeostasis; sodium ion transmembrane transport. Gene Ontology annotation, cellular component: membrane. The transcript has 27 exons. Lineage: Eukaryota; Metazoa; Chordata; Testudines; Emydidae.
CUUUAAAGACCCAGCCCCGAGCCGCGGCGCGGAGCGGCGAUUGGCUGAGCCCGGCCCGCUCUGCCGGCUGCUCGCAGCGCGGCGCUGUCAGUGCCUCGGGGCUGGGCGAGCGCCGCUCCGCCUCCUGCUCGGGGUAUCAGUGCCGUGCGUGGGGCCCUUGCUCGGGGUGUCGGGCUCGCCGCUCGCCGGCGUCAGGGUGGCUCUGGGGUUAGGUCAGGCAGCUCAGCGGGGAGCGGGCACCGCGUGUUUCCUCAGCCGGGACGCCUGGCCGGGGGCGGGGGUCGCUGGCCCCGCGCGGAGUGCCGGUGCGGAGCGCGCAGCAAGGCGGCUGUUCCUGCCCGUCUCUCCGGGGUCAGGGGCUUGUUGCGGGCGGACGAGACAGAAGAGCCGCCCCGGCAGUAGCAGCAUCAUCAUCACCUGGCGCUGCGGCGGAGGGAGGGGAGAGGCGAGGCGAGGAGGGGCGGGCGCGGCGCGUUGCGUGGUCUGGGGCAGCCCGGCUGGUGGUUGGACGUUUAAAGCAGCGGAGCCGCCGCUCGGGUUUCAGAGACAGCCGGGGCUGUCGCUUGUUCGCUGCAGCCUGAGCCGGAGACAUGGAGGGGAAACAGCCGCCGUCCGGCUCCACCCGGCAGCAGCAGGCGACAGCAGCGGCGGGAGGCGCUGAGGAAUCGUCACGUUUGCCGGCUCGCGUUGGGGAUGCGCCGGCCGCAGGCGCUGAGCCCGAAGCGGGGCUGUCUCCGGCGACAGCGGCCGGGGAUGCUCUGUGCAGACCGCUGGGUCCGAGCCAGAGCCGCUUCCAGGUGGACCUGGUGGCAGAGGGCUCUGGCCGGGCGGCGGCGGACGAGCCCCAGAAACCUGGCGGGCAGGGCGGCGCGGCGGCGAAGGGCAGCGAGGAAGCCAAGGGCAGGUUUCGGGUGAACUUUGUGGACCCAUCGGCCGGUGAUGAGAGCCCGGCUGAGCACGGCGGGGGCCUGGAGGGCGGCGGUGUCAGCUUCCAGAACGGGGGCGACACGGUGCUGAGCGAGGGCAGCCUCCACUCUGGGGGCGGCGGCGGCGGCGGCGGGCAUCACCACUACUACUAUGAUACCCACACCAACACCUACUACCUGCGCACCUUCGGCCACAACACCAUGGACGCCGUGCCUAGGAUAGACCACUACCGGCACACGGCCGCCGAGCUGGGCGAGAAGCUCAUCCGGCCCAGCCUGGCCGAGCUGCACGAUGAGCUAGACAAGGAACCUUUUGAGGAUGGAUAUGCAAAUGGGGAAGAAGGGACUCCUCCUGGGGAAGCUGAUGCUACUUAUGCUGCAGACAGUAAGGGAAUAGUCAAGUUUGGCUGGAUAAAAGGUGUAUUGGUACGAUGUAUGUUGAAUAUUUGGGGUGUGAUGCUCUUCAUCAGACUAUCAUGGAUUGUAGGACAGGCUGGGAUAGCUCUUUCUGUCUUGGUUAUUGCAAUGGCAACUGUUGUGACAACUAUCACAGGAUUGUCUACUUCAGCAAUAGCUACCAAUGGAUUUGUAAGAGGAGGAGGAGCAUAUUAUUUAAUUUCCAGAAGCCUGGGACCUGAAUUCGGUGGCGCAAUAGGCCUAAUCUUCGCAUUUGCUAAUGCUGUUGCAGUAGCUAUGUAUGUGGUUGGUUUUGCAGAGACAGUUGUAGAACUGCUGCAGGAAAAUGGUGCACUUAUGUUGGAUCAGACGAAUGACAUCAGAAUUAUAGGAGCCAUCACAGUACUUGUAUUGUUAGGUAUCUCUGUAGCAGGAAUGGAAUGGGAAGCAAAAGCACAGAUUGUUCUGCUGGUGAUCCUGCUAUUGGCUAUUGGUGACUUUAUCAUAGGAACAUUUAUUCCACUGGAUAGCAAGAAGGUUAAAGGUUUCUUUGGUUAUAAAGCUGAAAUAUUUACUGAGAAUUUUGGACCAGAUUUCCGAGCAGAUGAAACUUUCUUUUCUGUAUUUGCUAUUUUCUUCCCUGCUGCAACUGGCAUUCUGGCUGGUGCAAAUAUCUCAGGUGAUCUUGCAGAUCCCCAAUCAGCCAUACCUAAAGGAACACUGUUGGCCAUCUUAAUUACCACAUUGGUUUACAUAGGAAUUGCAGUAUCUGUAGGUGCUUGUGUUGUUCGGGAUGCUACAGGUAACCUCAAUAACACCAUCGUUACCGAACUGACAAAUUGCACUACUGCUGCUUGCAAGUUAAAAUUUGACUUCUCAUCUUGUCAGAAGACAGAGUGUCACUAUGGUCUGCUGAAUAGCUUCCAGGUAAUGAGCAUGGUAUCAGGAUUUGCACCACUGAUUUCUGCUGGCAUCUUUUCAGCCACCCUUUCUUCUGCAUUGGCAUCUUUAGUGAGUGCACCUAAGAUUUUUCAGCUUAGUGAUAUAUUCGAGGUCUGCUUAAAAAGUCCUAUGGUUGAAGAGCAAGCUGAAUUGAAUGUCAUUGCUCCAAUAAUCUCCAACUUCUUCUUGGCUUCAUAUGCCUUAAUUAAUUUCUCUGUAUUCCAUGCCUCACUUGCAAAAUCUCCAGGUUGGCGUCCUGCUUUUAAGUACUAUAAUAUGUGGAUUUCUCUUAUUGGAGCGAUUCUCUGCUGCAUAGUGAUGUUCAUCAUUAAUUGGUGGGCAGCAUUGCUAACAUGUGUCAUAGUCCUUGGACUCUUUAUUUAUGUCACUUACAAGAAACCAGAUGUGAACUGGGGAUCCUCUACACAAGCCUUGACUUACCUAAGUGCAUUGCAGCAUACUGUUCGUCUUGCAGGCGUGGAAGACCAUGUAAAAAACUUCAGGCCUCAAUGCCUUGUUAUGACAGGUGCUCCAAACUCACGUCCUGCUUUGGUUCAUCUUGUCCAUGCUUUCACAAAAAAUGUGGGUUUGAUGAUCUGUGGUCAUAUACACAUGGGCCCUCGCAGACAAGCCAUGAAAGAAUUGUCAACCGACUUGGCCAGAUAUCAGCGGUGGCUUAUUAAAAACAAAAUGAAGGCCUUUUAUGCACCAGUACAUGCAGAGGAUUUGAGAGAUGGGGGACAGUACUUGAUGCAGGCUGCUGGUCUGGGUCGAAUGAGACCAAACACUCUUGUUGUUGGAUUUAAGAAAGAUUGGAAACAAGCUGACAUGAGGGAUGUGGAAACCUAUAUCAAUUUAUUUCAUGAUGCCUUUGACAUUCAGUAUGGUGUAGUUGUCAUCCGCCUAAAGGAAGGUUUGGAUAUUUCUCACCUUCAGGGACAAGAAGAAUUACUGUCGUCUCAAGAGAAAUCUCCAAGUUCAAAGGAUGCUAUAGUAAAUGUGGACUAUAGCAAAAAGACUGAGACCGAUACAUCCAAGGCUUUUUCUCCACCAUCCAGUGAAAAAACUCCUGGUCUGCAUAAAGAGGAGGAAGAAGAUGGCAAGACUCCAACACAACCACUGUUGAAAAAAGACUCGAAAGGCCCACGUGCUCCUUUAAACUUGGCUGACCAAAGACUUCUUGAUUCUAGUUCUCAGUUUCAGAAGAAACAAGGCAAAAAUACUAUUGAUGUCUGGUGGCUUUUUGAUGAUGGGGGUUUGACAUUGUUGAUUCCUUAUCUUCUGACAACCAAGAAAAAAUGGAAAGACUGUAAGAUCAGAGUGUUUAUUGGUGGAAAAAUAAACAGAAUUGAUCAUGAUAGGAGAGCGAUGGCUACUCUGCUCAGCAAAUUUCGGAUAGACUUCUCAGACAUCAUGGUACUUGGAGAUAUUAAUACAAAGCCAAAGAAGGAAAAUAUUGCAGCUUUUGAAGAAAUGGUUGAGCCAUUCAGACUUCAUGAAGACGAUAAAGAACAAGACAUUGCAGAUAAAAUGAAAGAAGAUGAGCCUUGGAGAAUAACAGAUAAUGAACUUGAGCUUUACAAAACUAAGAGCUACCGCCAGAUUAGGCUAAAUGAAUUGCUGAAAGAACAUUCAAGCACAGCUAAUGUAAUUGUAAUGAGUUUGCCAGUUGCACGAAAAGGUGCAGUAUCUAGUGCACUAUACAUGGCCUGGUUAGAAGCUCUAUCAAAAGACCUGCCACCGAUCCUUCUUGUUCGUGGGAAUCAUCAGAGUGUUCUUACCUUCUAUUCCUAAACAUGCCGCGCAACACGCAACUGUGAUUAAAUGGUACUUCAGUGCCUGGAAGAGAGUGACUAAGAUUAACAUCACAAAGGCAAAAAGUGACUACUCUUUCACUGUUCCACUGACUUGAAAGCACACAAGGAAAGUCACUGUAUUUCUAAAGUUGUGAAAUCUUCAGUUUUAUUCAAAUUCUUCUAUAACUUAAUCUUGCUUAAUGAGGGAGGAUUCCUUGUUAGACUGAAGAACAACAAGCUUUUUCUUUGCUACUUGAAUAGCAGCAAUAAAAGUGUUUUUAUUUUUGAUCAAUGAAAGGAUUAUAGAUUUAUAAAAGCCUUUUAGCCUUGAGGUGCCUUCUGAAGUUAACCAAACUGCAUCCAUACACCCUAUUUUGUAAAUUUAUAUAGAAUGUCAAAAUCUGCCUUCAACUAAGACUUUAGAUCAAACUUCCUUUAGUUUCUAGUCUCUUCCAUCUUACAAUAAAAUUAAUGCUGCUUUUCAGUCUUCCAUCAAGCUAUUAUUUUUAGUACUGUAUGUUUUCUAUUCAGAAUUUUGUAAUAUCUGUUAGAUUUGAAACAAAGGUAGGUCAAGUCAGUUGGAAUAAAAAAAUCAUAAUGUUUUUGUCCAAGACUUAGUUUUACUGAACAUGUACCGUUAAAAGUAAUUGUGCUAGAUAAAUGAUGGGAGGACCCUUUUCUCAGAUUUGACAUUGUGCCCUUCUUUCCGUUCAAAAUUUGAGAUGCAUAUAACUUUGGCUACCUUGGUGAAGGUUAGUGUGUCAGUCUUUACUCUAGCUCUAAUAUGAAACUAUUCCUGUUGUAGGCUGAAGAUAGCUUUUUGGAUUAUUUUAGUUUUUUAAAAAAGGACCUGUCUUAAUUCUUGGCCUUCAGAUCUUGGUAUCAUUUAGUUUAUUUGAAGAAAGUGUUAACCUAAGGCUUGAAGGAGCAAAUAUGAGCAAUGUGAUGCCAUCUAAGAGAAUACUGUAAACACUAUGUGGAAUCUCGCUACGCCAUCUAAUAUAAAAUGUAAAAACUAAAAUUCUGAAUCUUUCAUCAAAUGGUUAAAUGGACCACUAGUUAUUAGGGGAGAUGUUUUUAGGUCAGUUCAUUCAGUUGUCAGACAUUACAUUUAGUCUUACUAAAUAAAUACUCAGGCUUGAUCUAGAAAUUUAGACUAUCAUACAUGAUACUUUACACAUUUUUCAUGUUUAAUAAAAACUGCCAAUUUGUGUGUCCUUCCAGUGUAUGUUUUGACUACUUUCUAAUUUAGUCUUCUAACACAUAAAUAAAAAACUUCACUUGAGCCUUUAUACAAAGGUGAGUAAUGUGAACUAUUUUUAAAAUUCCUAUAUAUUUUUCAGAAAAGGAUUGCCUAAAAACAUUUCACAACCUCUAGAUAUUAGUAUUGGGCAUGUUACUACUGGGUCACAUUGCUAGUACUUUAAUGAUUUUCAUUGAAGAUGAUCCAUAGAAAAGGUAUAUUUUUAUGCUUAACAUAGCAUUAUAUUAAAUACUCAGUAAUAGUUCCUUUUGAAGGACAAAGCUAUUAGUCAUUGUGAAGUAAGAUACAGCUUGAACUAAUUACAAUUGGAGAUGUGUUCUACGCUUUAUCCACAGUGCAUGCUGUAGUCAGGUCAUUGGUAAGUCACAAAAUAAUCUCAAUUUUUGCUGUUGGUUUCAACCAGUCUGGAUCUGAAUUGGUUACAUUGUUUCAGGUUUUUUAAAAGCAGCAUGUUUUGCUGCCAAAUACAAAGUAAAUUAAUGCUAACGUGGGCCUGGUUAAGACACAAGUUUAUAAUCAAACAAAUUCUAAUAAAAGUGCUGCUUAAUUACAGAAAGAAAAAAGGUAACUAACAGCCUCAUUGUGUCUGUUACAGGUUUUGCAGUGCUUGUUAAGGUGGUAGGGAUGUCUCAUUAUUCAGUGAACAUGGAAUUGUUGCCAUGUUUCGUUCUUUUUUUUGUUUUUAAACAGAUGGACAAUAAGGCAUGAACUUAGUGCUGCUAUCUUGAAAAUGUACACAGGUACACUUAUUUAAAGUUUUGUCCAUUCAGGAAACUAUUGCUUGUUAUCUGUAAUGCAGGAACCAAAUGAAGUGUGUGCAUACAUGCAUAUAUGUGUAUAAAAUUAUAUAAAAUAUAUCUAAAUAUGCAUUUGGGGAUGGGGAGGGAAUUGUAGUCUGUGAAAUAAUGUAGGAUGCUUUUCACAUAUGCACUCUCAAAACUCCACUAACACUAGACACCAGAUCAACAGUUUCAAGAUUUAUUGUAACACUCUAAUAAACUUCAACAGUUACUAGUAAUUGUGAGCAACAGAUGUUAGCUAGUGACAGUCAUUCCAAUUUCUAUUUAGUCUAUAUGAACUUUGAUUUUGAAGCCAAAUUUUUUUUAAGUUCCAAUCAUUGUUAAUGACUUGAAAUAUAAAAUUUCUCAUUGACACAUGGCAAUUGCAUUAUUUCUGUUGAUGAAAUUUCUUUUUAUGGGUUUAGAAAGAGCAACUAUAGCUGAAGAAAUCAAUUAUUUAUUUUUUGUUCAUUUGUUUGACUGUAUUUAGGUUUCUUUACUUUUACAUACAUUCUUUUUAUAUACUUUUCUGACAUUACAUAUUUAAAAAUGAACGAUGGAAAUAAUUUAAAGAUUUGAGCUUGGUUGGGUAUUUAGUUAUCCACUGGGUCUGAAAAUGUAAUAUUUUGAUAAUACUGUACUGUAACUGUCACACAUGCUUUUCUAAUGUUUUAACAUUGAAUAUUGCAGUUACUACUUUGUACAAGGGGACACUGCAAUAAAAGGAAGUGAAUUCAAUAAAA